AUGCCAGAGUCACUCCACUCCAGGGCUGUCGCCAAAAAAUCUUUGCUGCUGCGGCGCAGGGUAUGCAGGACACACCGAACGAGUUCCGGACGACGUUUCCUCUUUGCUCUGCUUCGCCUAGUCGUGUUGGUAGCAGUCCAAUUUAUAAAUGACCUGUCGUCGAUGUCGUUUGUUGUUCCUCUUGAGAUCUCGAUCUAUCUAUCAGGACAGGGCAGUCAGUCUCUUCUCAUCUUCUUACUUGUACGGCAAGCUAGCCGUGGCUUGUCCGGGGUGCUGAGUAUCCUCUCUCAUCCCCCAUCUUCUUCUCUCAUCGGGCCACUCUUCAUACUGAGCCCAUACCCAUCUUCAGUCGAGUCAAGUUGUAAGCCCUCUCUCAUCUCUCAUUCUGUUCUCCUCCUUUUCUCUUUCUUCUUUCCUUGUCUUAUCUCAUAG
Colletotrichum abscissum is the source of this 432-nucleotide messenger RNA. RefSeq lists its product as uncharacterized. Lineage: Eukaryota; Fungi; Ascomycota; Sordariomycetes; Glomerellales; Glomerellaceae. The transcript has a single exon. Bases 1 to 432 code for a protein of 143 amino acids. The record is from RefSeq and is a predicted model, not a curated record.